Molecule: messenger RNA, 1941 nt
Organism: Musca domestica (house fly)
Lineage: Eukaryota; Metazoa; Arthropoda; Insecta; Diptera; Muscidae
Exons: 1
Coding region: 1-1941 (646 amino acids)
Biological process (GO): protein processing
Cellular component (GO): plasma membrane
Molecular function (GO): metalloendopeptidase activity
Source: RefSeq, a predicted model, not a curated record
AUGGCUUUCAAAAUUUCUAUAAAUAGCCUGGAUUUGUGUCUUUUCAAAAUCAGUUUGAAUUUCGAACGUAUAGAAGAAAAACGAAGAAGUUAUAGGCCCUCGAAGGAAGAAAAGAAGAGAACUCUGGUGGAAAUGAAAAUUGUGAUCCAACUUUUUUUGCUCUUGGCCACCUUCGCCGCCUUGGUGUGCUCCAAUGACGACGACAAUGAUUUGCUGGCAAUAAAUCGAAAACACCAUCAACAGGUUAUGGAGCACUUACGAACCGACUUCGAUCCCUGUAGCCAAUACUAUGAAUAUGUGUGUGCAAAACGGCAGAGCAGUGAUGACGAUAAUUCGGAAGCCAUGAACAUGGAAAUAAAGGAAUAUUUGGAAAAGACCCCAUUGGAGGAGAUGCCCGAAUUUGGUAAAGCUUUCAGGGAUUUCUUUGAAUCCUGUAUGCAGGAGGACAAAUUUGAUUGGUCGAAAUUUAUACAACGUGUGGAGCAGGAGGAAAAUAUGAAAUGGUCACUAUUUCUGACACCGAACAGCAGCAACCGCCAUGAGGGUGUGGUUUUGUAUUGGCCCUCAACAUUGGCCACAUUUCGUAAAUAUGGUUUAAAUGAUAUUUUACUAAGCGUAUCUCGGGUAUAUCGAAAUGCCACCAACUUUUGGCUUUACCUGGAUAAUCCCCUAACACUGGACCUGGUGGAAGACGAUGAGAGGCAUGAAUAUCAGCAAGCCAUAAAACUUCCGCCAGAAGCAAUGAUGACAUUAGAGGAUUUGUGGCCAAGGAUUAGUGCAUUUGAGGAAGAAGUAGAAAACAUUGAUUCUCUUCGCUGGAGUGGAGAGGAGGGAACAUUUAAAUUCAAUCAGCUGCCCUAUCCUUGGUUACAAAAAUACAUCGGCACUUUAAUGGAAUCUCAGGAUAUUGAGGCUAAUGUGGAAAUAGUUAUUUCUGACAUGGCCUAUAUGAAAGCCCUGGAUCGGCUGGUUCGGGAAUACGGCAACGAUUUCAUCUGUCGUUAUUUGGAAAUACGUUUUAUCAAACAUUUGGGGAUGGAGAACGAUAAGCGUGGUUCGCUCAACAAAUGUAUGUCCUAUGCAAAACGAUUCAUGCCCAUGGCCACUGAAUGGAUCUAUGGACAAAUACAUCCCGAGUUAAUUGCCGAAAUACCCAAAAUCCACGAACAUUUUGAACAGGUCCGAUACAAUAUUAACAAAACACUGCACACGCACAACAAUGGCAUAAUAGCCCCCGAGUUUCUUAGGAAAUUGCAGACCAUGCACUUCAAGGUGGGUAAUUUGCCACAAGAAAAUACCACGGAGCUCUUGGAAAACUACUACCUGCGUUUGAAAACAAACUCCGGUGAUUAUUAUGGCAACUAUUUGAAAUUAUUGAAAUUCCAUAGAGAUGUGAUAGACGACAUGUCCGAAAGUUACAAAAACCUCGAUAAUCUGCAGGCGGAUAAGGCAUUUUUCUUUAAAACACCCAACAUCGAAGCCGAAUCCGAUAUCCAUCCACAAUAUAUUGCGAAUAUGAAUCUCUUGAUAUUACCACUGGGUGUUUUACGACCGCCGGUAUACCAUGUUGGCUUUGAGAAUCUCUUCAAAGUCAGCUCCUUGGACACUCUGCUGGGCGUCAGCGUAUUUGCUGCUUUUCCUCGGCUCUAUAAGGAUCUAAGUAUUUAUGCGAUACCACAAAUUGUUGGCAUCACAAGUUUACACUCAUCGUUUGAGACAUUUUUCUCAUCCCUACCAGCUGACGAGAUGGAAAAGUAUCUGAAAAUGUUCGAUCUGACGUCGUUGCAGCAACUGCAACAGCUGUUCUUUGCCAAUGCCAUACAACAUCAAUGCACUUGGCGUUUCUAUAAAUCGCGUCAUGUCAAUACUGUUACCAAUCACUUGGCCGAAUUCAUUGAGGCAUACGACUGUAAAGCCCUCAAAUUGUUGAGAAAGUUUUGA